Molecule: messenger RNA, 444 nt
Organism: Alternaria atra
Lineage: Eukaryota; Fungi; Ascomycota; Dothideomycetes; Pleosporales; Pleosporaceae
Exons: 3
Coding region: 1-444 (147 amino acids)
Source: RefSeq, a predicted model, not a curated record
AUGACCGACGACUCCAAGAUCUCCAAAGGCGGAUGGAGCGAUCGCGAACUGCUCGUCAGUGUCCUCUACCUCAUCAACAAAAGCGGCUCCGUCUUCAACUACAACGAGGGCUGCUACCCACCCGGUCGCAACGCCAGCGGCUUCAAGCAAAAGCUGAACGCGCUCAAGAACUCGCUGAAGCCAGAGUGGGAGGCCAUGGAGGCUGGUGUACCCAUCUCCCUGAAUAUACCUAAGAAGGCUGCUACGCCGCGCAAGCGCAAGGCUAAGACUGACGACGAGGGCAACACUGGCGAGAUCACCCCUAAGAAGGGCCGUGGUCGUCCCAAAAAGAAGUCACCUACUCCAGAGGUUGAAAAUGACCAGGAUGACUUGGAUAUCAAGUCUGAAAUCAAGGGAGAGGAUGAAGAUGAGUAUGACAUCCUGGAGGAGGCUGAGCUGAUCUGA